Molecule: messenger RNA, 2581 nt
Organism: Odobenus rosmarus divergens (Pacific walrus)
Lineage: Eukaryota; Metazoa; Chordata; Mammalia; Carnivora; Odobenidae
Gene: DNTTIP2
Product: deoxynucleotidyltransferase, terminal, interacting protein 2
Exons: 7
Coding region: 32-2356 (774 amino acids)
Biological process (GO): RNA processing
Cellular component (GO): nucleolus
Molecular function (GO): RNA binding
Source: RefSeq, a predicted model, not a curated record
AGGCAGGCCGAGGUGGCCGCGAGCUGGGAGGAUGGUGGUGACCAGGUCCGGGAGGCCUCAGGCCACGAUCCAAGCCACGUUGGCUGAAAACUCCCAGCAGAAGAAUUCUGCUAAAAGAAUUCAGGCACAUCCAAGAGUCAGGAAGGAAUGUCUACCUGUUGACCCAACUACUGCUGAAUCACAGACCACUAGGAAACAAAGUCCAGUCUCUAGAACUCCUAAAACCAGAAAGAGGAAGAGCGGAACUGCAAUCUCAUUAUCUGAAAUGAACAAACCAUCUACUGAUGGAGAGACCUCUGAAGCAGAGUCAAAUUGUUCUUUUGUGUCUGAGCUCCAGGAUCCCAUUUUAAGAGUAACUAGGAGACGGCAGAUCUUAGUUGCAUGCACUCCAGUGUCCAGUGUUCGGAAAAGGCUGAAAAUAACUCCAAUAAAUCAGUCUCAUAUUGAAGAAGACAAUGACGAUGACUCUGAAACUGAAUCACAUGUCUCAGGUAUUUCUAGAAUUGUGCCGCCCACAGUAAUAACUACAAGGACCAGAAGAAGUAAGGCUAAAUCUGUAAGAGAUCCAAGCCAAGAAUUACGUGCAGAAGCUAUUUCUGAUGCUGAGUCAUCAUACUCAGACAUUUCUUCAUUUUCUGGAGUUGCAACUAUGAGAACGAGAAGUAUGCAGAAGAAAUUACACGCACAAACUGAGGAGAAAGAUACUGACAUUGUACCAGAAAAUGAAAAGCAAAUCAUAAAUGUGCCUGUGAAUUCAGAGGAUUCAGAUACCAGACAAACAACCUGUUUACUGGUAAGAUCUCUUCCUCAGAUAAAUAAGCCAAAUUUCUAUAAUGAAAUUCAUAAUGACUUCGAUGAUGAUUCCUUCCACAGAAAUUCAGAAAAAAAACAAACAGUGCAAAAAUGCCAACGUUUUAAUAUAAGAGAGGAGAAAAAGGCCAGUGUUGCAUCUCUCAAAGAAAUAACAAAGCAGAAUAAUAAGAAUUUAGAUCAAGAAACCAAGGGAAUAGUAGAUGAGGAAGAAGAAAUAAAUAAGAAAAAUUCUCAGUUGGAGAGCCUUUCUGAACCUCAGGACACUGGCAUUCAGCAGUUAGUUUCUCAGAGGCAUUCAACCCCCCAAAAUAAUAAGACCACAUCAGAGCCCUCAAAUCUGAACUGUGAGGCUAUAAUGAAAUCGUUAGCUCAAUCAUUUGCGGUGGUGGAAGUGGACAGAUGGAAUGAAGAGAGAAAGAGCACCAUAAAAACAAGUGACUUGACAGAAUUUGGUGAUAGUGGUAGUGAUGAAGAAGAGUGCCCAGUUACAGGUAUCAGUGAAGAUAGGAAUGAAGGAAGGGAUGUAGAUUUUGAGUGUGAAACCAAACUAUUCAAGUCUGAGCUCCACACAUCCCUGGACAAAGGUGAUUCUGUUUUAUUAGUUCUCAGCAGUGAUGAAAGCCAGCAGUCUGAAAAUAGUGAGAAUGAAGAGGACACUGUGUGUUUUGUUGAAAAUAAUGGUCAAAAGGAAUCAUUAAAUGGAGAAUCAGAAAAUAUGUCAUGUGACAAUGCAUUGUUUGUAAUUGACACAACUCCUGGAUUGAGUACUGAUAAACAUUUUUACUUGGAUGAGGGAGACAAGGCAAGUGAAGUUGCCAUUGAGGAGGAAGAAGAGGCGGAAGAGGAUGAAGAAAGUGAAGAACCAUCAGACCAUGACAGAAACAAAGAUAGUGAGUUUAGUGAUGAAGAUGACUUACUAAAUAACACAAAGUCUAAACUUCUGAAGUUGACAAGCAGCAGCCUAGACCCUGGUAUGAGUAUCAAGCAGUUGGGUGGUUUGUAUAUUAAUUUCAAUGCAGACAAACUACAGUCGAACAAGAGAACCCUAACACAGAUCAACGAGAAAAAGAAAAACGAGCUUUUGCAGAAAGCCAUCAUUACUCCUGAUUUUGAAAAAAACUACUGUGUCCCACCAUAUAGUGAAUCAAAGCAUCAACUUCAGAAAAAACGCAGAAAAGAACGACAGAAAACAGCAGGUGAUGGCUGGUUUGGUAUGAAAGCUCCAGAACUGACAGAUGAACUAAAAAAUGAUCUCAAAGCACUGAAGAUGAGAGCUAGCAUGGACCCAAAAAGGUUUUACAAGAAAAAUGAUAGGGAUGGUUUCCCCAAGUACUUCCAGAUUGGAACCAUUGUUGACAAUCCAGCUGACUUCUACCAUUCACGAAUUCCCAAAAAACAAAGGAAGAGAACUAUUGUGGAAGAAUUGCUGGCUGAUUCUGAGUUCAGAAGAUAUAACCGAAGGAAGUACUCAGAGAUCAUGGCUGAAAAAGCAGCAAAUGCAGCAGGAAAGAAGUUUCGAAAGAAGAAGAAAUUUCGCAAUUAAGAUUCACCAAGCAAGCCACAGUAUUUUAUAUCUCCCUUUAUUUACUCAAGAUGUUUUGAAAAUUAACAUCAUCACACAAAUUAAUAUAGACUGGCCCUGUUUGAAAAAAGUUGACUUGAGGGAAAAUCAAUCAUAUACCCUUUGGGAUAAAAACAGGUGUGUCUACAAAAAACCCACCCAUGCUUAGACCCUUUGAGGGAGAAAAAGGGAAACCUCAACCAUUUU